Molecule: messenger RNA, 381 nt
Organism: Arabis nemorensis
Lineage: Eukaryota; Viridiplantae; Streptophyta; Magnoliopsida; Brassicales; Brassicaceae
Source: the annotation of a GenBank genome assembly
AUGUUGGAAUUCUGGCGGCAUGGCGAGGAAGAAGAGCUAAAGUACUACGUUCCGAGCAAAGCAACGGGAAGAGAGAUUCACGACUUUCCAAGAAAUGACGAGUUUCCUAAAACUCAUUUUUUCUUUGUUCGGGUCUCGGAAGCUUCGGUUGGCCCGAACUGUGUGGAUAUAGUGAAAACUCGUUGGGGAGUUCUCGCUCGCUACCAUCGGCUUCCGAUGCCUGCUGUUUUUGACGUUGUUCGAGGUACACUUGCUGCAAAGAGGUGCAGUUGGCUAUGCGAUUUCUGCCUCCGUAGGGUUAUAAGGGCUUUAGCAAUUUCGCAAGGAAUUCCCGUUGACACCUCAUCUUCUGAUAUCGACAUGAAGAGACCGUCAUUCUGA